GGGUGGAGAUCAGUCACUUACAGAGAGAUAAUGAAGUACAAGUGGACAACUUGAAGCAGGAAAUCAUUCACUUACAGAGAGAUAAUGAAGCACAGGCAGCAAAGCUGGAGGGACAGAAGACUGAGAUGGACAACUUGAAGCAACAGCUACAAGCCAAACAGGUGGCUUUCUCUGCCUCUCUGUUGGCUUCAGGCUAUGGACAUGUCGGACCGUUUAACACACACACUACUCUGGUCUUCAGAUACGUUGUCACAAACAUUGGAAACGCCUACAACCCAAACACAGGGUUUUUCAUUGCACCAGUGAGAGGAGCCUACCACUUCGAGUUCUACAUAGGUACAUGGGCAGAUAAUUCACAUGCUACAGGUGUUGUGUUGGUCAAGAAUGGAGAGCAUAUUUUUGCUGCAUGGGAACAUCAAACUAACGGUUAUGGGAGCACUGCCAAUGGUGCCACACUGCUUCUAGAGGUUGGAGAUGUUGUGUUGUUGCGUCUGUGGGAAGACACAAGCAUAUUUGACAAUGGAAAUAACCACAGCACCUUCAGUGGUCAUCUGCUUUUCACCAUGUGAGAAAGAAACAGUCCUUUUUCUUCACACACUGCAGCAGUGUACCAGUCUUUGUUGAUAGAAGCUGUUUAAUGAGAAGAGAUUUGUGAAUUUUUCAACUGUUUCUGGAUUUGCAUUAAAAUAUACAGUGAUAGACUUUGAUAAGCCAAUUUGUUUUCAUUUCAAUUAAGGAUGUGCAGUAAUUCAU
Messenger RNA from Scomber japonicus (chub mackerel), 753 nucleotides. Its product is annotated as complement C1q-like protein 2. Gene Ontology annotation, molecular function: protein binding. The transcript has 5 exons. The record is from RefSeq and is a predicted model, not a curated record. Lineage: Eukaryota; Metazoa; Chordata; Actinopteri; Scombriformes; Scombridae. Bases 126 to 569 code for a protein of 147 amino acids.